AUUUUUUACUUACUACUAACUGGAUCAUUUGAAUGUUCUACUCUUGUACGCUACAGAAAACCCUCAAACUAAUCCGAGCGGCCAGACGAGUCCACAACUCUGCAGUGGAAGUGUUGACAAGCCCAGCUCCCGAGGAGACAGUCACUGGAAGUUUUGGGAAGUUUAUCAGUGAGGUCAAGUCUGAGCACUUGUCCUCUGUGGUUCUCCACCGCAGUAAAAGGAUGGUGCUGGACAGCAUUGGCGUUGGUCUCAUUGGCAGCACCACUGAGGUGUUUGACGUGGUGCUACAGCACUGCAAGCACAUGUAUGGCCCUGAUAAUAUCAGCACAGUAUAUGGACGCAGGGGUGUCAGGCUCUCCCCAACACUGGCAGCUUUUGUCAAUGGAGUUGCGACUCACUCCAUGGACUUCGAUGACACCUGGCAUCCAGCCACUCAUCCAUCAGGAGCCGUUCUUCCUGCUGUGUUAGCUCUCAGUGACAUGAUGCCAGCCAGCAGGAAACCCAGCGGCCUGGACUUCUUACUGGCAUUUAAUGUCGGCAUCGAGAUCCAGGGCCGCCUGAUGAGGUUCUCCAACGAGGCCCGCAACAUUCCUAAAAGGUUUCAUCCUCCCACUGUGGUUGGUCCUAUGGGAAGCGCAGCAGCCUGUGCUCGCCUUUUGUCUCUGGAUCCCUCUCAGUGCAGUCAUGCCUUGGCUAUAGCUGCUUCCCUGGCCGGAGCGCCGAUGGCUAACGCUGCCACUCAGUCUAAACCCCUUCACAUCGGCAACGCCUCACGUCUGGGGCUUGAAGCUGCCCUGCUGGCCUCCAGAGGCCUAGAGGCCAGUCCUCUGGUCUUGGAUGCAGUUGCAGGAGUGGCAGGCUUUAAUGCUUUUUAUGAAGACUAUGUACCACAACCUUUAGAUUCCCCCCAUGACGGCCAUGCAUUCCUGUUAGAGGAGCAGGACAUGGGCUUCAAGCGCUUCCCUGCCCAUCUGGGGAUGCACUGGGUGGCCGAUGCUGCGGCUUCUGUCCAUAAGCUUCUUGUGGGAGCUGGUCCUGGAAAGGUCUCCCCACACCAAGUCCAGGACAUUUUGCUCAGAGUCCCCCUGUCUAAAUACAUCAACAGGCCUUUCCCUGAAUCCGAGCAUGAGGCUCGCCACUCCUUCCAGUUUAACGCCUGCAGCGCUCUCCUGGAUGGUGAGGUGACCGUGAAGUCCUUCACCCCAGCUGCCAUGAGUCGACCUGAGCUGCACGCUCUGCUGAGCCGCGUUCGACUGGAGCAUCCCCACGACAACCCUGCUAACUUCAACCUGAUGUACGGAGAGGUCCAGGUGAUGCUUGUAGGAGGAGACACUGUGAAUGGACGUUGUGAUACCUUCUACGGUCACUGGCGCAACCCUCUGACCAACCAGAGUCUGAGGAAGAAGUUCAGGAACAACGCCGAGGCGGUGCUUCCGUCAGCGAAGGUCGAGCGGCUGAUUGAGGCAGUGGACGACCUGGACAGACUUGAGGACUGCAAGGACCUGCUCUCACAGCUGCAAUAA
Messenger RNA from Fundulus heteroclitus (mummichog), 1523 nucleotides. Its product is annotated as cis-aconitate decarboxylase-like. The record is from RefSeq and is a predicted model, not a curated record. The transcript is spliced from 5 exons. NCBI's taxonomy places the organism in Eukaryota, Metazoa, Chordata, Actinopteri, Cyprinodontiformes, Fundulidae. Gene Ontology annotation, molecular function: lyase activity. Bases 33 to 1523 code for a protein of 496 amino acids.